This is a messenger RNA of Dichomitus squalens LYAD-421 SS1, 369 nucleotides long. RefSeq lists its product as uncharacterized. The transcript is spliced from 2 exons. The record is from RefSeq and is a predicted model, not a curated record. Bases 1 to 369 code for a protein of 122 amino acids. Lineage: Eukaryota; Fungi; Basidiomycota; Agaricomycetes; Polyporales; Polyporaceae.
AUGCUGUUCCCCAGGGACGUCGUCGAUGCAGCACAACGCGCGACAGAAAGUGCGAUCAAUAGGCAUGUCCACAAGCUCCGCCAGCUUGCUGCCGACGCCGCUCUCCGUGCUUCCGUGUCAUCGUCAGUCGGGCCUUCGCCGAAACGCAGGGCGUCUAGCGACGAUCCGCAUCUCAACGGCUCGACAUCCUCGAAACGCGUGCGUCGUUCGCCCUCGGAUGAUGGCAUCAUUGACGUAUAUGCGGACGACACCUCGACAUCUCCCCCACCAAGCAUAUCUGCCGCGACGGAUAUGAGUGACAAGCCCCUCGUCACGGUCGGAAUGCUUCGCGCGCUCGCCCGUGACGUGCUCAAGACCUACGAUAAGUAG